AUGUUUUAUAAAGAAAACUAUUUCAAGUUUGGAGAUGGUGUAAAAGGAGUUGAUGUUAAUAACAGUGACUGCGUUCUUAAAACUCUGAAAUCUGGAUUCAGUUGCUUUUUGAAUAACACAGGAAUAAUUGUGAGGAUAGACAAAUUACUAGAAGAUAAAUUGUAUCACGUGAUUGCGCAUGUGACUGUUUUAACUGGACCAGAGAAAGCUAAAGUUGAGGAUACCUUAGCAAUAUCAUUCGAUAUUCAAACAAAUCGAGAAAACCAGACAAUACUUUUACCUGAUGGAAUUAUGAAAGACACUUUUAUUAGUAAGGUAGAUUUGGUGUCAUACGAAAUAAGUCCAUUUUUGUUUGGAGAUGUAGGGUACUUUCAUAUGGAUUCAAAUGGAAUUGUGAAAACAAAUUGGACAAUAUCAUUGGACGACCAUGAUCCGAAACUUAUUUCUAAACUAUUUAUCGCAUAUGCUUACACAGACCUUUAUUUGGGGAUUGUAGUCUACAAAAAGGAAUAUGAAAUGGACAUUGUCGAGAACACCAAUGGAACUGUGAUUUGCAUAACUGCUGCGAGUGUCGAUAGUACAAUUGUUCAGACAAAUGACUUUGUUGCAUUACAUUCUAAUGGUUCUGUGGUGGUUCAGAAACCCUUUGAUUAUGAAAUGAACAAAAAAUACAUAUUUACUGUGUUUAGCCAAUACAAUGGACACAACUUUACAACCAAAGUAAUAUUAAAUAUAAUUGAUCAAAAUGACGAAAAGCCUACAUUCACAUCAACCACAUAUAAUUUUAAAGCAGUACAGUCAGAUUUUAAUACUGUGGUUGGUGUAGUUUCAGCCUCAGACCCUGACACAGUCGGAAGUCUCAAAUACAAUAUAACAGGAGAUUCAAGGUUUUCCAUCAGCUCGUCUGGUGUGAUAUCCUUGUUAAACGCAAGGAAAAAUGGUAAUGCAACAAUUACCGUGUCAGAUGGAAAGUUAGAAGAUCAAGCAUCUGUUCACGUUGAAGUCAUUCCAGUUGUCACGAACGACACACACUUGCAAAUAAACCUGACUUGUAAUGUCUUUGAAAACCAAACCAUAGGUACCUAUGUUUGUAAUAUAAGCCAGACUGGUUACACCGAUUACAUAUUCGACUCACCAGACGCACAGAACUUUUUCAAUCUCCAUGCAGAAAAGGGCACCAUUUUAACAAACGUUGUCAUAGACAGAGAAACAAAUCCUUCCUUUAGCUUUUCUGUUUUAGCAAAGGAAGAGGCAAAGUCAUGCAAAUUUGCUAGUAUACAAGUGCAGAUUGAGGUGAAUGAUAUAAAUGAUAAUCCACCGUCAUUGGAAGGCAUAUACUUAGGAUCCAUAACAGAAAAUUCAACAAAAGUAAAGUUGGAGCAUCCCAUCCGUGCCACGGACAAAGAUGAUAAUCCAACGUUCACAUAUAAUAUAUCUGGAGACGUCUUUGCCAUAGACACAAGCACUGGAGAAAUUUCUGCAGUGAAAGUCAUUGACAGAGAAUUAAAAGACACAUAUGACCUUACCCUAUUAGUUUUCGAUGGAAUCCAUGCGACCACUGCAAGCGUUAGAAUUUCAGUAAAUGAUAUAAAUGACAAUCCACCUAUACUUGGAAAUAUGAUGUUUUGGAUUCCAGAGAAUGCAUCAAUAUAUGCCGAAGUUGGUCAAAUUACUGCAACCGAUGCUGAUAUCGAUAAGAAUGCAGAGCUAUCUUAUAGAUGCAAUUCGGAGUUUUUCAAAGUUAAUGUAACUGGCAUGCUGAAAGUGGACCGUGAACUUGACAGAGAAGCAAUUGAUCGCUAUGUGUUUAGCUGCACCGUAUGUGACAAUGGUCAACCUUCACUUUGUGCAGCAUCGCAGAUUGAAGUGAAUGUUACAGAUAUUAACGAAGCACCUCGUACGAAAAACAGUGGAAAGGUAUUUAAGGUGCCAGAAGCGUCAAAUUGUUCAAGUGUUUAUAAUAUGACCUUCUUUUUCGAGGACAAUGAUCUAGGCAGGAAUGGAGAAUUAGAAUUCAGGAUUUUGAGUCACCAUGGUAUAUUUUCCAUUGAUUCAAAAGGAGUACUUUCGUGUCCUUAUUUGGACUAUGAAAACUCAACGGGAAUUUACGAAUUGAAAAUUCAGGCAAUAGACAAAGGAAAUCCCAGAAAUUCAACAAAUAAUACAAUCAAUAUUUUGGUUGAGGAUGUGAACGAUAAUACACCCAUUCCAAGCGAAGACAGGGAUUUCGAAAUUGUAUUUCACAGUGAAGAAUGCAAAUCUGGCAGUUGUUCCAAGCUCGUGGCGCUCAUAACGGCUAGUGAUGCUGAUAGCGGUGAAAAUGCCGAGUUAAUUUUCCAAGAGACUGGUGGCAAUGCUAGUGGAUUUCUGGAAGUGGGGGAAGAUACGGGACUAGUUACAGCUAUAUGGCAACCAAAUAACGGAAUCUAUCAUUAUACAGUACAAAUUUCAGACAAAGGAACUCCGUCACUUAGUGCAACAACCAUCAUUUUACUAAAUGUGACUAUUUUACGGGACACAGGAUCAAAGGUUACCAAGAUUUUCCGCACAGAUAAACUUAUAUAUAACUGGACGGAAAAUGCAGACAUUCCAUUGCCUUUCAUCUUUUUAAAGAACUUUACAACUAAUGCAACAUUACCAGGUGUCAGUUAUCAUACACCUAACUAUAUCCUUGCUGAUUUUUAUCUUAAUGAUACAAACAGUGGGCUUCUUUUUGUUAAUACAACAACACUUAAGAAGAGGCAAGGAAAUUCUGCGACAUCUUUUGACAGAGAAAAACAAACACAAUACCGCUUCAUCGUUCAAGCAAAACUGUCACCCUAUAGCAUGCUUGCUGAAUUAAUUAUAAAUAUUCUCGACGUGAAUGACAAUCCUCCAGAAUUUAUCAGUAAAACACAUCGUGUGGUUCUUAUCAGAGAGAACUCCGGAAAUGGUAUGGUGCUAAGUAUCAAUUUAGAGGCGGAUGACAAAGACGAGGGAGAGAAUGCAGAUAUAGCUUACAGGAUAUCGCAUGAGGGAUGUGGCGGUGUAUUCCACUUAACAAAUUCUAAAGAUAUAACCCUCAACGGAGAACUUGACUAUGAAACGAUACAAUCCUGUUUUUUGACUAUCACGGUCUAUAAUCCCAACAAAGAAGAGAUGAGUUCUUCCAUCAACGUCAGCAUUGAAGUCGAAGAUGUCAAUGAUAAUAUACCAACUUUUAAUGCGUCAAUUUAUCACAUAUCACUCAACGAGUCUGGAACAGAAGAUCUGAACGAAAUGAGGAGAAAGUUUACCGUACCACAGUUUUCGGUCGUUGAUAAAGAUUCCAGACAAUAUGGUACUGAAGGUGUACGGUUAUCGAUUGAAGAACCCUCUCUAUGCCCAGUUUUAGUAGAAAAUGACAGGGUUGACGGAUUUACGCUGACGGUUAAACAGGGCAUGGAGCUGGAUUAUGAAACGAAGAAAAAUUACAAUUGUACAUUGAUAGCAAGAGAUGGAGGUGGUAAUUUCUCGACUGCUCUUUUGAUGGUUGAAAUUCUGGACGUCAAUGACAACGCCCCAGAAUCCGAUGACGUCAUACAGAUUGAAAUCCUACGUUCUGUCAAUAUUAGUCAAGUUAUCGUCGACUUUAUAAAUGCCACUGACAAGGAUAGCGGCGAUAACGCUUUAAUUGGAUUCGCUUUUGCCGACACAAGUGGAGCUUACGAUUACUUUGCAAUCAAUCCCUCAAGCGGAGAAAUUUCUAUUGCAAAAGACUUGUCAGAGCUUCAAGUGGACUUUACUGAGCUUUACGUCAUUGUCAGUGACAAAGGGGAACCACCCUUGUCAACAAAUGUUACGGUCGAAAUAACUAUACAAGAUGAAAAUGAACGUCCGUCUUUCAACCAGACCGUGUAUCAGGUUGAAGUUGAAGAAAACAUGGUGUUAUCAGGGUUGCUUACAUCAGUAACAGCAGAGGACACGAAAAAAGAUGAAAAAGUGAUAUGUAACUGUACCUAUAGUUUCCACCCAAACGAUGAUUCUGCCUCCUACACCAUUGUAACCACUAAAGAAAAAUCUGGUGAAAUAUAUGUAACCUCCCAGAAUCUUCGAUACGAUAGGGAAACUAGAUCAAAGGUCAGUCUGACCGUGAUUGCCGAGGACGAGGGAGGAAAACAAACAAAGGCAGAGGUCCGCAUUAUAGUACUGGAUCAGAAUGACAAUGAUCCCAAAUUUGUGGAGGAUUAUUAUCAGUUUGAAAUUUACCAGGAAGCCUUUGAAGGAACUUAUAUAGGCAAAGUUAUUGCUGUAGACAAAGACGAAGGAGGCAACGCAAUCACUAUGUACAGAAUCACUAGAUAUAACGAUUCCAGCAUUGCGAGCAAUUUCAAUGAUAGCGUGAUUGUUAUAAACGAAACAACUGGGGAGUUGUUCAGUAAUGGAUCUCUGAAUAUUGGCUCCGUCAAAGACUUCGAAGAGAUAGUAAUAAUCGAGGCCUUCGAUAAGAAUGAAUCCCUGCGCACGGACAGAGUACGGGUCUCUAUAAUCGUUAAAUAUAACGAUACAAACCAGAAUCCUCCAGUUUUUCAUCUCAAAGAUUCUGAGCGCUCCAAAACUGUUCCCCUUACAUCACUAAAAGAGGGGUCAUAUAUCUUCAAACUGAAUGCAACUGAUAUAGAUUCGGGAAAAGAUGGUCAAGUCGCCUACAGCAUAUUGGAAGGAAAUGCUUUUGACAUGUUUCACAUAAAUAGUACAGGGGCAAUAUCGCUCAGAAAAAAGGUGACGUUUAUUGAUGAUCAGGUCAUAAACCUGACUGUUCAGGCCAUAGACAAAGGAGUCAAUCCAAAAACAGGCACUGUUAGUCUUUCUUGGACAUUAAAAGGCGAACCUCAGUGUGAGUCUUCUACGACUGGUGCCAGUACGGCAGAAAAACAGUUCCAAACCUACACGUGGUCACUACUUGGUGUCACGUGUCUUCUUAUUCUAACUACUGGCAUUGGUAUUUGUGGAUGGUGUCGCUCCCGACUAAAUGCCAAGAAAGCUCCAGACAUUUAUGAUGACAACAGUGAACAAGGCAGAAGGUUUGGUCUUAAAUUAAAUCCUAGUUAUGGAGCGGGACUACCACAACUAGGUAAAUUCCUGGAUUUGUCAACGAACGACGUCCAGAGACGACGCCACAAUCAGAGACUAGGCAGUUUCGGCUAUGAUAGCAGUACCGAUGAGCCCGUAGAAUUUGACCAAAGGAGGAGUUUCAGAGUUUCCUUGUUUGAUCCAGGACCCUCACCGAACCCUCCACCACUACCAAAACCUAGAAAUCCAGAAGUUCCUUUCAUUCCUAGGCCAGAUUAUGAAUAAAAUUACUUAAUAUUUCAUAUAGUAAAUCAAUUUUUUUAUUCCAAUGACUCAUUUUUAUUUUUAAUUAUUAUGAAUAUACAAAUGUUAUUGGGAUGAAUGAUUUGUUUGCGUCAGGUAUGCUCGUUUUCUUGUAUAUGUGAACAUGAUAUGGUGUGCACGUAUACGGGUAUCAAAUUGUUACAUUUUCAUGGCUAUCAGCAUUAUUAGCGCAUUCAUAUUAGUAGUACACUGCAUUGUUUUUAAACUUAAAUCAAAUAAAAACAAUCUGAAAAUCA
Messenger RNA from Saccostrea echinata, 5591 nucleotides. RefSeq names its product protocadherin Fat 4-like. Gene Ontology annotation, cellular component: plasma membrane. Gene Ontology annotation, molecular function: calcium ion binding. The record is from RefSeq and is a predicted model, not a curated record. Bases 1 to 5316 code for a protein of 1771 amino acids. The transcript has 26 exons. Lineage: Eukaryota; Metazoa; Mollusca; Bivalvia; Ostreida; Ostreidae. Gene Ontology annotation, biological process: homophilic cell-cell adhesion.